Molecule: messenger RNA, 3168 nt
Organism: Macrosteles quadrilineatus (aster leafhopper)
Lineage: Eukaryota; Metazoa; Arthropoda; Insecta; Hemiptera; Cicadellidae
Exons: 4
Coding region: 1-3168 (1055 amino acids)
Biological process (GO): DNA integration
Molecular function (GO): nucleic acid binding
Source: RefSeq, a predicted model, not a curated record
AUGAAGAAACCAGAGGUUGAUACCAACACUGUUGUCAAAUCUAUCAAGCAAAGAUUCUCAAGCGUUUUUGAACAAUGCAUUGGUAAAACACCCAACUUUACAUGCUCUUUAAAACUAAAGGAUAAUUCAAGACCUGUGUACUUAAAACCCAGACCAGUACCUCAUGCUCUUCGAGAAGCUGUUGAGAAUGAACUAGAUAAACUUGAAAAAGAAGACGUAAUAGAGAAAGUGGAUCAAUCUGAGUGGGGAACACCGAUUGUUGUGAUUCCAAAAGCAAAUGGAGCGGUCCAUAUUUGCGCGGAUUACAAGGUAACUGUGAACCAACAACUACAUGACAGUCGUUAUCCAAUACCAAGAAUAGAGGAUAUCCUUAACAAAAUGAGAAAUGGAAACUAUUUUUGCACUUUAGACAUUUACAAGGCUUAUUUACAUCUUUCAGUGGACUCUGAAAGUUCUAAAAUCCAGACGAUUACCACACAUAAGGGUACAUAUCUAGCAAAAAGACUGUUUUUCGGAAUUAAGACUGCCCCAAAUGAAUUUCAUAAAUUUAUUGACCAAGUCGUACAAAAUCUUGAAGGGACAGUGGCUUAUUUUGAUGAUAUUGUUGUACAAGGCUGCACUUUUGAAGAAUGCAAAUCCAGGCUCAUAAAGGUCUUAGAAAAAUUGGAACAACACAAUCUACAUGUGAAUAUUGAAAAAUGCAAGUUUUUUGAGAGAAAGGUGCAGUAUCUGGGUCAUAUCAUCAGCAAAGACGGUAUCCAGAAAUCACCAGAAAAGGUAAGGGCAAUCCAGGAUGCUCCCCGUCCAACAAAUAUCACAGGAGUGCGUCAAUUCCUUGGACUAGUACAGUACUAUUCAAAGUUCAUCAAAGAUGCAUCUACACUGCUAAAUCCCUUACAUCAGCUUCUAAGGAAAGAAAAACGUUUUCACUGGUCCCAGGAAUGUGAAAAAGCUUUUACUUGUGUUAAAGAAGAGAUAGCAAGUGACACAGUCCUUACUCCAUACAACCCAGACUUCCCCGUGAUACUUGCUACAGAUGCUAGCCCUGUUGGCUUAUCAGCUGUGCUGUCUCAUAAAAUGCCAAAUAAUGAAGAGAGGCCUAUUGUGUUUGCCAGCAGAUCCCUCACUGCUGCAGAGCGCAACUAUAGCCAAUUGGACAGAGAAGCAACUGCUGUAUAUUGGGGAUGUAAAAAAAUGUUCGAUUAUAUAUACGGAAGGAAGUUUACUCUUGCCAUUGACAACAAACCACUGAUGACCAUAUUUCAUCCAGACAAGAAACUACCAUUGUUGACUUCAUCCAGGAUGCUUAGAUAUGCUCAUUUUCUUUCAGGAUUUCAUUAUGAGAUUGUACACAAAAAAUCAAACGACCACUGUAAUGCAGAUUACCUCUCAAGACAUCCCUUACCCAUAAAAGAAGAGAAUAUAAAUGUGGUUGACGAAGAUUACACUGUUCGAAGAGAGACAAUACACUGCAUAACAACCGAUACAAUCAUGGCUAAAGACAUAGAAAAAGAAACAUCAAUUGACGAAGAACUCUUUCGCUUAAAGGAAAAGCUCCUAAACGGAGAAGUCGCUGACCCAGAAAUAUCACUUCAAGACGGAAUUAUUUUUAGAGGAAAUCGUGUUAUCAUUCCAAAAAAGCUACAACCUAAAAUCCUCCAAGAAUUACACUCAACACACGUAGGAAUAGUGCGGAUGAAGAGUCUGGCAAGAAACUACUGUUACUGGAAAAACAUUGAUACAUAUAUUGAGAGUAUGGUGGCAAGUUGUAAGGCAUGUUGUGAGAAUAAGAAAAAUCCAGAGAAGGCUCCUACCCAUGUUUGGGAAAUACCAAAACGCAAUUGGCAGCGAGUCCACAUGGAUUACGCAGGACCUUUUCUGAAUCACAACUUCUUGAUUGUUGUAGAUGCCAGGUCAAAGUGGCCAGAAAUAUAUCCGAUAAAAAGUGCGCCAACAACUGCCAGUACUAUUCAUUACCUCAGAGAAAUAUUCAGUCACCAUGGCCUACCAGAAAUAUUGGUCAGUGACAAUGCCAAAAUUUUUAAAUCUGCAGAGUUUCAAGCAUUCUGUAAACGCCAAGGAAUAAGACAACGAUUCAUUGCACCAGGAAACCCCUCUACAAAUGGUCAAGCGAAAAGAUUUUGCCAAACACUCAAGACAAAACUGAGGUGCAUGCAGUUUGAACAGGGCACUUUACAUGAAAAACUGUGUGCACUAUUAUUUCGGUACCGAGCUACACCACUGAGUACUGGUGCAUCCCCAGCACAAUUAAUGUUUGGCAGGAACUUGAGAACCAAGCUAGAUCUCUUAAGGCCUGGCGAAGAUGACAAAAAUGAGGCUCAACAACCAAUAUUUAACAAACAUUACAAUAUUGGGGAGAGAGUACAAUCAAGAAAUUACGCAGGAUCCAUUCUGUGGAAAUUUGGAACUGUGGUGGAAAGAAUGGGACGACUUCACUAUCUCGUAGAAAUUGAUGAUGGAGUACCUCUGCAUGUAACAGGAAGGAUUGGGUUCACGGAAUUAAAGUCUGCAACAUUUCUGCUAGAAGCAGACAAGAGAUAUCAUUCCAUGGACAGUGUUGGUGCUGGCAAUUUGUCAGUUUUCAGACAAGCCAGAAGAACCAAUAACAACCAGGAGGCAUAUCACCGAAAACGAAUGAUGCUGAUGAGACACGCCCUACCAAACAUCUGGCUCGAGAACGACGAGGAUAUUGAUGAAGCCGUAAUUGAAACUCCAGACUCAACAUGCGCCAGUACAACUACAAGGAAGCGACGAAUCAUCCUCAGCACUCCAAGGAAAAACAAACUCCGAGUUCGGGAGCGACAUGUGACAAAUUUGGAUGAUUUUGGAAAAUCAGCAAUCCGUCGCCACAUCGUCAGUUACUACGAGCGGAAAGAAGUGCCCAUCUUAAAAAAAUUAGGUCAUUCUUUGAAGGAAGCUGGACUUUUUUGUGGAGGUAAGACUUCUCUUGCCAAAGUUUUGAAAGAAUUAGGCUUCGUCUACAAAAAAUGCAACAACAGGAAGGUUCUAAUGGAGAAGCCGUCUGUAGCUUUGAAGAGAUGCCAAUUCCUACGAAAAGCUCGUAACAUUGACCUAGAUAAGCCUUUUUUUCUUGGACGAGACAUGGAUAAAUCAAAAUGCGUCUGUUACGAAAGGUUGGACGGAUGA